AAGAGAAGUACGAGAUCCGUCGCCGAAUUCAUCCGCAAGAAGCGCCUCGGAUGGUCCCCUGAGGACUUCGAUCUCAACCUCACGCCGUUCCGAAGGCCUGAAGACGUCAAGGUUCUGCUCAACGAUUGGCCGUAUCUCAUCGACGAAAAGAUCGUUCACUUGGUGGUCUGGACGAAAUUCGCUCUACCGGAUGACACUGACACAGGGUUGCUCACGGAAAAGCCCAAGGGGGAUAUUGAAGACUACAUGAACUCGCCAUUU
Messenger RNA from Eremomyces bilateralis CBS 781.70, 261 nucleotides. RefSeq lists its product as uncharacterized. The annotation marks the transcript as partial. The transcript has a single exon. Gene Ontology annotation, cellular component: cytoplasm. Gene Ontology annotation, biological process: N-acetylglucosamine metabolic process. NCBI's taxonomy places the organism in Eukaryota, Fungi, Ascomycota, Dothideomycetes, Eremomycetales, Eremomycetaceae. The record is from RefSeq and is a predicted model, not a curated record.